Messenger RNA from Ornithodoros turicata, 851 nucleotides. Its product is annotated as ubiquitin-conjugating enzyme E2 J2-like. The transcript is spliced from 2 exons. The record is from RefSeq and is a predicted model, not a curated record. Bases 167 to 706 code for a protein of 179 amino acids. Lineage: Eukaryota; Metazoa; Arthropoda; Arachnida; Ixodida; Argasidae.
GUAUAUCACAAGGUACCUUGAAGAUCAUACGAUGAGACGAAGAUGAAGCGGUGUGUUCUCUUCAGGGUACUCUGACUGGGUCGCGAGGUGCAAGUAGCGGUUGCCUUGGGAAAGUCCUCAGAGCCACUUCACGCUGAGGUAGAGGGCUUAGGAACCCGCGGUAGCCAUGUACGUCGCCGGCUCCAGAGCUGUCCAGCGUCUGCGGCGAGAGUACACCAAGCUCAAUGAAGACCCCAUCCCUUACGUCACAGCCCGGCCAAUUCCAGCAGAUAUCCUCGAGUGGCACUUCGUAGUCCGAGGGCCCGAAAAGACUCCCCUCGAAGGCGGUGUCUAUCACGGCAAGCUACGCUUCCCUCAAGACUUUCCCUUCUCGCCACCGUCCAUCUACAUCAUGACCCCGAACGGCCGCUUCGAAUGCAACAAGCGUCUGUGUCUGAGCAUCUCCGACUUUCAUCCCGAGACCUGGAACCCUUCCUGGUCCAUGGCGUCCAUACUGACGGGACUGCUGAGUUUUAUGCUGGACAGCGCACCCACUUCUGGCAGCCUAGACACGACGGACGAGCAGAAACAGAAGCUGGCGAAGGAGAGCCUCAGGUUUAACCUGGAAGACAAGGUCUUCUGCGAGUUGUUUCCGGAAAUCGUCUGUGAAGUUCGUGAGAAGUUAUUUUCGGACAAGGGUAACGGCGACAAAGAGAGGAAGCCGUGACGUGUUCCCUAUGUGGUCGUGACGAUUAGUGUGUAACAAAAUUGCGUAUUGGUUGUUCCAUUCCCGCACCGUGCUGAUGCAAGCCGAGGGUGAUGUGUUGGCAGAACCGAAUAAAUGCUGUAUAUGUCGUACAUUUGCAACUGAA